This is a messenger RNA of Pelodiscus sinensis (Chinese soft-shelled turtle), 3958 nucleotides long. It is a transcript of the gene CAPRIN1, whose product is annotated as cell cycle associated protein 1. Gene Ontology annotation, cellular component: cytoplasm. Gene Ontology annotation, molecular function: RNA binding. Lineage: Eukaryota; Metazoa; Chordata; Testudines; Trionychidae. The record is from RefSeq and is a predicted model, not a curated record.
CGCACCACGGGCCCCUGCCCUGCCUCUCUCCGGCGCGCGCGCGCUCUCGUCUCUUCCUUUAGUAGCUCGCUGCAGAGCGGGAGCAGGAGCGGCGCAGGCGGCGGGGCCGGAGUGGCUUGAGGCGGCCAUUGCCUACAGCGAGAGCGCAGCGCACUGAGCCCCCUCCCCUUGGGACACUCUCUCUCUCUCACACACACACACGCGAUGCCCUCGGCCACUAACAGCACUAUGGCGAGCAGCAGCGCCAAAGUGGGGCCAGCGGCGGCGGGCAGCGAGGCCGCCCCGGCAGCAGCUCCCCCUCAGGCAGUAGCGGCUGCGGGUGGCAGCACCAGCUCGGUGCAGACCGAGGCCAUGAAGCAGAUCCUGGGAGUGAUCGACAAGAAGCUGCGCAACCUGGAGAAGAAGAAGGGCAAACUUGAUGAUUACCAGGAUCGAAUGAACAAAGGAGAGCGCCUUAAUCAAGAUCAACUGGAUGCAGUGUCUAAGUACCAGGAAGUCACGAAUAACUUGGAAUUUGCUAAAGAACUACAAAGGAGUUUCAUGGCUCUGAGCCAAGAUAUCCAGAAAACAAUAAAGAAGACAGCUCGCCGGGAGCAGCUGAUGCGAGAAGAAGCUGAACAGAAACGUUUAAAGACUGUACUUGAGCUGCAGUUUAUUUUGGACAAGUUAGGAGAUGAGGAAGUGCGCAGUGACCUGAAACAAGGAUCAAAUGGUAUCCCUGUACUGACAGAGGAGGAACUGAAAAUGCUAGAUGAGUUUUACAAGCUAGUUGAACCUGUGCGGGACAUGACUAUGAGGCUGAAUGAACAGUAUGAGCAAGCAUCCAUUCACCUGUGGGACUUACUGGAAGGGAAGGAUAAGCCUGUUUGUGGAACUACCUACAAGGCCUUGAAGGAUGUUGUUGAACGCAUUCUUCAAACUAGUUAUUUUGAUAGUACCCACAAUCAUCAGAAUGGAUUGUGUGAUGAAGAGGAGGCAACUCCUGCACCUGCAGUGGAAGAUCCUGUAGCAGAAGCUGAACCUGAGCCAACAGAAGAGUACACUGAACCAAGUGAAGUUGAAUCAACUGAGUAUGUAAAUAGACAGUUCAUGGCGGAGACUCAGUUCAGUAGCAGUGAGAAGGAACAGGUGGAUGAGUGGACAGUUGAAACAGUUGAGGUUGUAAACUCACUCCAACAACAACCACAAACAACGUCUCCUCCAGUUCCUGAACCCCAUGCUCUUGCUACUGUGACUCCAGCUGACCCUCUUGUUAGGAGACAGCGUGUACAGGACCUUAUGGCACAGAUGCAGGGCCCAUACAACUUCAUGCAGGAUUCCAUGUUGGAGUUUGAGAAUCAGGCUCUUGAUCCUGCCAUCGUAUCAGCUCAGCCCAUGAAUCCAACACAGAACUUGGACAUGCCACAGAUGGUUUGCCCUCCAGUUCAUGCUGAAUCUAGACUUGCCCAGCCUAACCAAGUUCCUGUGCAACCAGAAGCUACGCAGGUGCCCUUGGUUUCUUCUACAAGUGAGGGUUACACAGCAUCCCAACCCAUGUAUCAGCCUUCUCAUACAACAGAGCAACGACCACAGAAAGAAUCAAUUGACCAGAUUCAGGCUUCAAUGUCUUUGAGUACAGACCAAACCCCAGCAUCAUCACCGCUUCCUACUGCAUCCCAGCCGCAGGUAUUCCAGGCUGGUUCUAGCAAACCUUUACAUAGCAGUGGAAUAAAUGUUAAUGCAGCUCCAUUCCAGUCCAUGCAGACAGUAUUCAAUAUGAAUGCACCUGUUCCUCCUGUCAAUGAGCCAGAAACCUUAAAGCAACAAAAUCAAUACCAGGCCAGUUACAACCCGAGUUUCUCCAAUCAGCCUCAUCAAGUAGAACAAUCAGAACUUCAACAAGAACAGCUCCAGACAGUGGUUGGCACCUACCAUGGUUCCCCGGAUCAGUCCCAUCAAGUGGCAGGUAACCACCAGCAGCCUCCACAACAGAAUACUGGGUUCCCACGUAACAAUCAGCCUUAUUAUAACAGCCGGGGAGUGUCUCGUGGUGGAUCACGCGGCACUCGGGGCUUAAUGAAUGGAUACAGGGGACCUGCCAAUGGGUUUAGAGGAGGGUAUGAUGGCUACCGCCCUUCAUUUUCCAACACUCCAAACAGUGGUUACUCACAGCCUCAAUUUAAUGCUCCUCGGGACUACUCCAACUACCAACGGGAUGGAUAUCAACAGAAUUUUAAACGUGGCUCUGGACAGAGUGGACCUCGGGGAGCCCCUCGAGGUCGUGGAGGGCCCCCAAGACCCAGCAGAGGGAUGUCUCAAAUGAAUGCUCAGCAAGUGAAUUAAACUUAUCCCACAGGAUUACAUUAAACGCCAAAAACACACUGGCCAAUGUACCAUACAUGUUACCAGAAGAGUUAUUAUCUAUUUGUUCUCCCUUACAGGAAGUUCAUUGUAAUGGGACUAUUUUCAUUACCCAUAAAGACAGGACUACAGUUGUCAGCUUUAUAUUACCUGGAUAUGGAAAGAAACAACGUUUACUCUGCAUGUUCUGUCCUAAGCAUCAUCUUGAGCCUUGCACAUGAGAUUCAAAUUUGUCACUCUUGCUAUGAGUAAAGCAAAAAAGGCAAUUUCAGGGUGAUCAAAUCUCCAUGGUUUACUGAAGUGGCAGAAAAAAGCAAGACUGCCUCACUUCUGACAUUCUGUAGUGAUGCAACAAUCGGCAAAUCCCUAAAGAUUUUAUUCUGAUGGCAGUUGACAAAAUUAAACUUUCUCACGAAAGAAGGAUGGAAGAAGUGAAGUGUGGUUUGGCACAGCAACUACAUUUCAGCUUUUUCACGUUAAAAUGAAGCACUGAACAGUUUACGAUGCAUAAUGAUGCAUAUAUCCCUAACUAGACAAAUAAGCUGACAGCCAGCUUUUGAUAGACAAGAUACACCCUUAGCUACAGCAUUCUCCAUCACCAGGCUCAGUUUACUGUGGCUAAGGAUACAUAAAUUGCUUUUGUGUAACUGCUGAUAUAAUUGUAUAAGGUUUUUUUUAACCCUCCUCCCCCCAAAAUUAGCUUUGAUUGGCACUUUAAAACUUUUGCGACAAAUAUGGGAUAUAAUCUGGACGCCCACUUGUAUAUUUGAUGUGAAGUAUCUAGAUAUCUCUCUUGAACAUAUUUAAGUUUCUUUGAUAGCAAUGACUUUUGUAAGGAUUGGUAUUGUCUCUAUCAUUCCUUAUGACUUGCACAUUGUCUGUCACUAAUACUUGACCUUGCUGUAUUAUCACCUAAAUAACUGAUACCGGUACUGAUGGAAAUCUCUAAUGGAUAAUCAUAAUACUUUUGGUCACAUGUCCUUUUGUCUUUUCUGCAGCCUGAAGGUUUUAAGAAAUCUCAAAUGCCCGCUGCUGCUGCCCUUUUAAUUGCUAUCUUUUGAAAAGCACCAGUAUGUGUUUGGAUCGGUUUCCCCUUUUAAGGGAAAUGACAGCCAGCAGUUACAGUUCUAACGGUAUAAGCAAGACAAAUAAAACAUGUUUAUAAAAAUUGUAUUGUGGAACAAUGGUUUUCAGCUACUGAUGCAGACUUCACAUGAUGGAGAUAGACAUUUACAUAAGCCUGUUUGUUCCUUUUUAAAUUAUUCCAAAAGUUAUAACACUGUUAACUGUUGUCUUAAUUCACACUGCUCUUCUCCAUGGAGACUUUCAUGUUAGUUGAGUCAACAUAUUGUGUAAAAGAAUUAGGUUGGGACUGAGAGAUGGGAACUUACAAAUCUUAUCCCAGUUUUGCCACUUGCAAAAUGAUCUUGGUCAUAUUGGUUAAUCUUUGUGCCUGUUUCCCUAUCUAAAAUGGGGAGAAUACAUAUCUACCUCUAUAGAGGUGUUUAGUACAAAUGCAUGUUAUAGCACACCGCAGAUGUAAAGUGCUAUUAAAGGUCAUUAAGCAACAGCCACAUAUUGAACAGAGGAUGUUUAAAUCAUGAGAUAAUGGUAUUGU